Spinacia oleracea (spinach) is the source of this 1611-nucleotide messenger RNA. RefSeq names its product replication protein A 70 kDa DNA-binding subunit B-like. NCBI's taxonomy places the organism in Eukaryota, Viridiplantae, Streptophyta, Magnoliopsida, Caryophyllales, Amaranthaceae. The coding region runs from base 1 to 1611 and encodes 536 amino acids. The record is from RefSeq and is a predicted model, not a curated record. The transcript has 10 exons.
AUGGAUAGUGACUGUGAAAUACGUCAGAUCACUAUCUUAAAUGACCAUGCUAAUUUCCCCAUGUUUUCCUUUUGUGCGAUUUGCAAUAUGAAACAUGAACGUGUCUUCUUAGAUGAGAUGAACCCUAUCAGUAAGUCAUACAAAGUGAAAGUCAAGGUCAUUGAGAAGGGGAGGUCUAAGCUAUCUCCUAAGAAGGGGAUCCUAUAUCAGCAUUUGGUUUUGCAAGAUGAUAAGAAAAACAAGAUGCGGGGUGAGCUCUUUGGAGAUCAGAUAGAGGCAUACAAGGACGCAUUUGUGCACAAAGGAGAAUAUGAAAUAGCUGAUGCUCCCAUCAGGCAUGCAGACCCACAAUGGAAGAAAACCGAAGAAGAGCUUGACUUCCAGAUGACCUUUGGACGGCAGACAGUCAUCCAACGUGUGAACGUUGAAGCAGGCCCUAUCCUGCCCGACUACCAGUCCAUUGCUUCUAUCCCAAGAGCUGGGGAUCCCGAUGAUAGAUAUGGUAAUAAACAAGACCGCCAAGUCUUGGUUCGAGAAAUUGUCAUUGCUGAUCAUAGGUAUCUUUGCCAGCCACCAUCAUUUAUCUUAGUGUCACCUUUCACUCAUACAAACACACUGAUGUAUCUACCACUUCUAUUUGUCAGCUCUGAACAGCCAUUAAUCAUCUCCGUCUUGAAUGAUCUUGCUGAAGCUGAUUGUGACCCGCUCUCCUGCUGGGGUGAGAAGUUUGUUGUGGUUGGCUUCACUUCCUUGAGGGCCACAUCCCACAAAGCUUUAUCCCUCUCAUCAAGCAUGUCCACUGUGUUCGUUCAUGAUCCUGAAGGGCACAGAGAAGAUGCACUGAAAGAAUGGGCACUCCGCCAUCAGGUUGUCCUUGCUGAUAGACAGUCACGGGUCCUUGUUUUUAGGAACCCCUCCAAUGAAAAGGUGAUCAUAACCCUAGAUGAACUGAGGAACAAAAAGAACACCAACACUCUCCAAGAGGAGCGCCCUUGGUUAAAAGUGUGUAUCCCUGAUGCAAGAAUUGAGAAAGUGCAUGCUUAUCUUGGCUGCCCUAACUGUGGUAAGACAACCACUGUGCCAGUUGGUGAAGAUUUUAAGUGUCUGACCUGCUCCAGGAACGGCGUUAUAUCCACUCCUAGAAUCACUUUCAACUGUGAAGUCUCAGAUGACACGGGCACAUAUGCCUUCACACCCUUCACCGAGGAUUCUGAAAGACUUUUCAGAAUGACUGUUGCUGAUAUCUUCAGGAUGAAACACGAUGGUGAUCUAAAGACCUUCAUGGUUGCACGCAAAUUGCUCCUCACUAAGCAUUUUUUGAUUCAAGUCGGGCCAACUACAUCUCUGUCCACAAGCAAUGUGCUGCAAUGGUGCUUGAAGAAAGUAUCAAUUCAGGAAGAUAUCGUGGAGGAUGUCCUCACAACUGAUGCCAACAGAGCAGAGAAUGCUACCUGGACAGAUGUGGCCACUGAAGGAAAUACAAGCGCACAGAAUGCUAUUUCUUUGAAUGCUGGGCAUGCUGAUGCAGAAGAUUACACCAAUGCCGAUCCUUUGGAUGCGGAUAAUGCAGCUACUGAAGAUGAUGAUGCUAAUCACAGUUCAGAGGAAUGA